AUGGCGAGUCCGUGCCCAGUGCAGCAAGCACUGAACUACGGGACCUUUUAUACCAGAAGCCAUGCACAGAAAGCUGCUCAACGCCAGGAGAGAGAUGAUUUUGGGGCCUACAGCAACGGGGCUGCCACCUUUUUCCUCCAGUGCUCUUCCUGCCCUUUUGACUGCGGCGGACAGGUCAAGCAGAUCAUCUUGACUCAGGGCCAAAAACUCUUCUUCGGGCCACAGGAGGCGCUUCAAGGAAGGAAGCAAGAGAAACUUGGCAAUGCCCAACUCUGCCCCCUUCCAGCACUGCCUGUCUGUGCCCACACUCUGGUGCCCACUCGGUGCCCGGCCCAGACACCAAAGCCCUUUCCGCCCACUGCCCACCCAGAGGAGCUUUACGUGCCGGGGAGCUUUCCUUGCCCCGGAUACCCGCCGGAAGCCCUGGCUCUUCCCGGGCACUGCCCCAAGAGGAUGACGCUGUUUGUGACCCAGUGGUUCUUGAAACAUGAGUUUUGGCUCCCUCCGGGAUUUACCUGGGAGGACAUGAAAGAGACCGACAAGAUCUGCUACCCUCAGCCCCAGCAUCUCCUCCUCGGCAUCCCUUUCGCUUUCCUCCUCAUCGGUCUGCGGCUGGCCUUUGAAAGGAUAGUUGCUCUGCCCCUUAGCAGAAAAAUGGGACUUCGGGAGAAAGUGUGCAGGAAACCUGCUCCAAAUGCUGUUCUGGAAGCCUUUUACAGCAGGCACCGAAAGGGACCAGAAGAGAGUGAGUUGAGUGGUCUGGCCAAACAAUGCGACCUGCAGCCCCGGCAGGUGGAGAGAUGGUUUCGAUCCCGGCUCAUCCAAGACCGGCCCAGCCUGACAAAGAAAUUCUGCGAAGCCUGUUGGAGGACCGCCUUUUAUAUCACAUCCUUCACCACAGGCCUGGCUGCCCUGCAUGAUAAAUCCUGGUUCUGGGACUUUCGCGAGAGCUGGACUGGGUACCCACAGCAGCCACUUCUGCCCUCCAUCUUUGCCUACUACAUGCUGCAGCUUUCCUUCUACUGCUCCCUGGUCAUCACCCUCCCGUUUGACGUGAAAAGGAAGGACUUUAAAGAGCAAAUUGUCCACCAUGCUGCCACCAUCUUCCUCGUCAGCUUCUCAUACUGUACCAACUUCCUCCGCUGUGGCACCCUGAUCAUGAUUAUCCAUGAUGUUUCUGACUGUUUCCUGGAGCCCUCCAAGAUCUUCAACUACCUGAAAUGGCGUUGGAUUUGUAACACUCUGUUUAUUGUUUUCACCAUCAUUUUCCUCGUCACCCGCCUGGUAAUUUACCCCUACAAAUUGCUCUACCACACAUACUAUUACUUCAUAGAACUCUACCAACCAUUUUUUGGCUACUACGUCAUGAUGGCUCUCCUGAUAGUCCUGCAGCUGCUACACAUCUUCUGGUCUUACCUUAUCAUCCAAUUGGUGUACAAGUUCCUUGCGGCUGGUUCAAAGGAAAAAGACGUGAGGAGUGACUCGGAAGACAGCGAGAAGGGCGAAGAAGACGGCACAGGAGAAGGAAGCCAAGAAGAAUUGAAGCGGGUCAUGCUGUUGAAGUGUUAG
Molecule: messenger RNA, 1569 nt
Organism: Euleptes europaea (tarantolino)
Lineage: Eukaryota; Metazoa; Chordata; Lepidosauria; Squamata; Sphaerodactylidae
Product: ceramide synthase 4-like
Exons: 16
Coding region: 1-1569 (522 amino acids)
Biological process (GO): ceramide biosynthetic process
Cellular component (GO): membrane
Molecular function (GO): sphingosine N-acyltransferase activity; DNA binding
Source: RefSeq, a predicted model, not a curated record